AUGAUCGAUCCAUCAACAGGCGACCUCGAACUGGCGGCAUUCUACGCGCUGAACCCACCGUUGGGGAUCGCACCGAGCCACGCCGAGGAGGCGCGGGCUGUUCUCGAGCGAGUCACCGCCGCUACUGAGGACGGUGGCUUUACGCUCUGCUGGUCACUGGCGGUGUCCGAUGAAAGGAUUCUUAGGCCAGAACUGGUGUUUUGGUGUCUACAGGUGCUGCUUUCCACGAGACAACGACUGAGUUUGCAGCAAGUGCUUGCGCUUUCACGCUCACCGCAGACCAGCGGGCACGCGCCUGGCUAUGUGAAGAACAAAGCUGCACAGCUGAUCGCAGAGCUUGUUGUAGAGCGAUAUCCGCUGAACUGGCCGAAUGCUGUCGUUGAUUUAUUGCAAGCAUUAGAUGCGGAUGCCAUGUUGCGUUUCUUACGGGCACUUCAUGAACAGGUGCUCGCCCGCGAAGCCCAGCGGCAUGUUGAAGCGUCUCGGUUGAAGGAGGCCAUGCGUGCUGACGGCUCCGCUCUGCUGCUGCUAGACUGGUGGGCAUAUCUGCUCCGAGCUGCGCUGCAGACGGAUGCGGAAGGUAUCGAACUUCCCGAGGCUGUUUCAGCGGUGAUGCGCUCCUCAGGUGAACCGAAAAAACCGGGCACGAUGCUAUCGACAACGGAGCUGGUAGUUGGGGUUCUAGAGCUGCUCGCGGACUAUGCAUUCUGGAUGGAUCUCUCGGCAAUUGUGGAGCGGUUUCAGCAACCGCUGCUCCAACUGGUAUCAAACGCAGCGGGGCAACACUGGCCAGUGACGGUGGUUUCGGCAGCAGUGACAGCUCUAGAGCGAAUGCUUUUGCGCAAAGUUGCCCAUCCGGGAGAGAAAGUACAUGUCUGCAAAUCGUUGCAUCUCGUUGAGCUCGUUAUGAAUGCGUCAAACGCUGAUUCGGAUGCUUUGCCUUCGUGGUCAUCCUUACUGGGCUCAUUGCUCAUGGAGCUGCUUGAACUUUACGAAACGAGUGAAGCGACGGUCAGCAACUGGGCGGCAAACGCGUUGCGAACGCUGCUGGAUGCGCUUCUGGGCGCGACAACAUCGCCAACAACGAACGCACAAGCGCUGCUGUUCAGUGCACCUGUACUCUCGGCAAUGUCGAGUUUGACGCGAAGACUGCAAACUGUCGACUGGGACGCUCUCAGCAGAAGGCUGUUAACGGCGAUCCUGCAACACCUUCUGGCCCUGGAAACCAACGAGCGCGAUACUUCAGACGCCGCCACCAGUGAACCGAACGGCGUACGCACCGACGUGCCGUUGGCCUCAGUCCACGAGGCACCGACUCUUGCGAGGGAUCAGGUAAGCGACGCGGUGAGUCAGCUGAGUACCAGCAGUGACGAUUGCUCCACCGAGAUCAUGAGCGUACUGGGUCAUGUGGUGAAACGUUCCCCGACAUUGGUGCUAGAAACACUGCAACAACUGCCGGCCCGACGGCUGCAAGCACGUCUGCUGCUCGAGCUCGCGAGCAGCUUCCCGGAAAACGCCCGCGAACUUGUGCUGGAGAAUGCUCGCCAGGUGCUCAGUGAUCCGGUGAUGGAUUUGGUCUACUUUGAUGUGGUUGCACGUUUCGGUGCGGUGCUGCUACCAAAGUCGCCCCCGCUGUAUGCGUACGUGUUGCCGAUGCUCGUCUCUUCGCUCCAGUCGGAGAGCACUCGUCUGCGCGAGCAUGCUGCGAAUACCUGUGUGCGACUGGUGCAGGCGCUCCGCGAUGUGCUCCCGCGCGACCCUGAACACAUCCGCGAGCAAGCCGGGGUCGUUGCCGCUGCUCCGGUCGCUGCAACAGGAACACGCCGCGAACCCUCGCCCGCAGACAGCGGCAUCCCAGCGGAUAGCGCGACCCGCGUGGCGACUGGCUGGAAAAGCUUAUUGCCAGAGCGUGUGCCUUCAGCAGCGCUGUCGUCGAUGCUCAUUCAGAACGGACGUUUCCGGGUAGAGUACCUGCUGCACCAUUUCCAAGACCUGGUGCAUCUGGACGGCCAGGACCCCGAUCUGAACCUGGUACAGUUACCACUGGUGGAGUGCAUCUCGCUGCUGAUUUCCAGUGAAGCACUCUCCGCCGAUACCCGCCUCCAUUACCUGGAAAGUUGCCUCGUUCCCAUGCAUAGCAGCGGCCUCUUUCGCAGCGCAUCCGGUUUGCGUGCAGUACUCCACCUGAGCAAGGGCUUUUCUCCGGCCCAGUGCCAGCAGGACGUGCGUCUGAGCCAGAUCUGGUUGACCUGUCUGGACUGGGUCCUCGAAGCAGCUCCAAGUCCAGCCUAUGGGCUGGACGCAGACGCACGUCCGCUGCUGCACCGACUUGCGGAGCUGCUGUCGGAGCCGCAAACAGGCGACCGCAUCGCCACAUUCAUCGAGACGCGUCUGGAGCUCGGCAGAGAAGCGCUGCCGCUUGAACAGGAUCUGCAGGCACUGGUGCUGUUAGAGAAUCAACUAUGUGAUCGCUUUCAGACGGCUUGUGUUUCCAGUCAGCGACGCCUUUUCGAGCCGCUCGUGCGAGCACUGCUCUCCUGGUUUCCGCUGCUUCCAGCGGAUGCGCCCGCAGAGUCGACUGAUGGACGAUUACCUAACGUGAGCACUUCUCGAGGUGCUCCCAGCGGUACUCCGGUGCUUUCGGAAGAGGCACGCGAGCGCUACACAUUGCGCAAUCUCUUCUACACGUACUUGGGCCAACUACUGAACAACGGCCUCGCGUCGAUCAUUGUGGAUGAUACACACCAAGGGCUGUGGCCGUGUCUGCUGCACGUUGUUGUCGCUGGGGCGGUUGGCAUCCAUUUCCAGUCGAUCGAGCUGGUUGCUCGUCAGUGGCAGCCGACGGGGCCGCCAGCGAUGCUCCCCGAACCCGAAAGCGCAGCACUAACCCGAGCGGCGUUGAGUGUUCUUCGGCGCUUCGCUGAGCACUGGGCCGGAAGCGGCACGGUCCCGUCGCUCGAUGCGGCACUCUUGCAGGCGCUUCCCGAGUUGUUCCGUUGUGCGCCCGCUGCAGUCUGUCGCGAGAAUGUUGAGCUCCAGAUCGUGUUGCUAACGCGUCUCCCCCAAGUUGAGCGCGUCCUUGAGCUGAUUCUGGAGGAGGCAACUUCCCGCGGUUGUGCAGCGUCCACCUGCAUGCAAUAUCUACGCAUACUCUCGCAGUUCUCACAGCUUCGCCGCGAACGCGAGCGACGAGGAAGCGCGUUCGACGGCAUCGACAGCAAACAGACUGCAGCGGUGUUGCCGCUACUUCGACAGCUGGUUCAGACGUUCAGCAGUUCGGACACGGAUCAGGCGUGA
Molecule: messenger RNA, 3297 nt
Organism: Cyanidioschyzon merolae strain 10D
Lineage: Eukaryota; Rhodophyta; Bangiophyceae; Cyanidiales; Cyanidiaceae
Exons: 1
Coding region: 1-3297 (1098 amino acids)
Biological process (GO): tRNA re-export from nucleus
Cellular component (GO): nuclear matrix; cytoplasm; nuclear pore
Molecular function (GO): small GTPase binding; tRNA binding
Source: RefSeq, a predicted model, not a curated record